Molecule: messenger RNA, 2993 nt
Organism: Peromyscus eremicus (cactus mouse)
Lineage: Eukaryota; Metazoa; Chordata; Mammalia; Rodentia; Cricetidae
Gene: Tmprss2
Product: transmembrane serine protease 2
Exons: 14
Coding region: 138-1622 (494 amino acids)
Biological process (GO): proteolysis
Cellular component (GO): membrane
Molecular function (GO): protein binding; serine-type endopeptidase activity
Source: RefSeq, a predicted model, not a curated record
AUUUAAGCGAGAGGUCAGGGACUUGGGACGGACAAGGAAGCCAGAAGCUUGGGCACAGGCGGAGAGGGGCGGGGAGCGCAGCAGGGCACCUGGAAGAAGCCAGAUACUCACCUCCUCAUGUUGCUGACACAGCCAGGAUGGCUUUGAACUCAGGGUCACCUCCAGGAAUUGGACCUUACUAUGAGAACCAUGGGUAUCAGUCUGAGCACAUCUAUCCCCCGAGGCCACCUGUGGCUUCCAAUGGCUACAACCUGUAUCCAGCUCAGUACUACCCAUCUCCAGUGCCUCAAUAUGCCCCGAGGGUUACAACGCAGGCCUCAACACCUGUCAUCCGCACACAGCCCAAGUCCUUAGGGACACUGUGCACCUCAACCUCACAGACCAAGAAAUCCUUGUGUGUCGCCCUCGCCCUGGGCACUGUCCUUGUGGGUGCUGUUGUGGCUGCUGUCUUGCUUUGGAGGUUCUUGCCAGGGGAUAGCAAGUGCUCUACCUCUGAGAUGGAGUGUGGGUCUUCCGGCACCUGCAUCAGCUCUUCUCUCUGGUGUGACGGGAUAUCACACUGCCCCAACGGGGAAGAUGAGAACCGGUGUGUUCGCCUCUAUGGACCAAGCUUCACCCUCCAGGUUUACUCAUCUCAGAGGAAAGCUUGGUAUCCCGUAUGCCAGGAUGACUGGAAUGAGAGCUACGAUAGAGCAGCAUGUAAAGACAUGGGAUACAAGAACAAUUUUUAUUCUAGCCAAGGAAUACCAGACAGCACCGGAGCAACAAGCUUCAUGAAGCUGAACGUAAGCGCAGGCAACAUAGACCUCUAUAAAAAGCUCUAUCACAGUGACUCCUGUUCAUCCCGAAUGGUGGUUUCUUUGCGCUGUAUAGAGUGUGGAGUCCGCUCAGUGAGACGUCAGAACAGGAUUGUGGGUGGAUCGAGUGCCUCACUAGGAGAUUGGCCCUGGCAGGUCAGCCUGCAUGUCCAAGGCGUCCAUGUCUGUGGAGGCUCCAUCAUCACCCCUGAGUGGAUUGUGACAGCUGCUCACUGUGUGGAAGAACCCCUCAGCAACCCGAGGUACUGGACGGCAUUCACAGGGAUUUUGAAACAGUCUCUCAUGUUCUAUGGAAGAAGACACCAGGUAGAAAAAGUGAUUUCCCAUCCAAAUUACGACUCUAAGACCAAGAAUAACGACAUCGCCCUCAUGAAGCUGCAGACGCCUCUGACUUUUAACGAUGACGUGAAGCCAGUGUGUCUGCCAAACCCAGGCAUGAUGCUGGACCUAGCCCAGGAAUGCUGGAUUUCAGGGUGGGGGGCCACCUAUGAGAAAGGGAAGACCUCGGAUGUGCUGAAUGCUGCCAUGGUACCCUUGAUCGAGCCCUCCAGAUGUAAUAGUAAAUACAUAUACAACAACCUUAUCACACCAGCCAUGAUCUGUGCCGGCUUCCUGCAGGGCACUGUGGACUCUUGCCAGGGAGACAGUGGAGGGCCACUGGUUACUUUGAAGAAUGGCAUCUGGUGGCUGAUUGGGGACACAAGCUGGGGCUCUGGCUGUGCCAAGGCAUUCAGACCUGGAGUGUACGGGAACGUGACAGUAUUUACAGACUGGAUCUACCAGCAAAUGAGGACGAACAGCUAAUCCACGUGGCCUUUGGCUCUGACUUCUUUUGUCUUCGACACCCUUCUGCAAGAACACCAAGGGGCUGAUUUUUAACUCCUGUGCACAAUGUACCUUUUGAGAUGAUUCAAAGGGCCUUUCACUUUAUUAAACAGUGACUUGUCUGACUGCGCUCCCUGGUCCUGUGAGGGCUUCAGUGCCCCACCCCAGGCCACUUCUGUGGCUCCCAUCCAGAAGGGAUGAUGAUCCUGCUGGGUUUGGGCACAUAGGGCCAAAUGCAGAGGAGGAUGGCACUGUCAUGCUCAUUCUCCUUUUUGGUUCAUGCUCAGGCCUCUUUUGGAUGAAUAAAGACUGUGACCUCUGAAUAGCCUGAUGGCCUAACAAAGAGUAGGGAAGCCAGGCAGGGCCUUGGGCCCUGGGACAGACAUCUUAAGAGAGCUACUAUAGCCUGUGGCCUGACUCUGUGUAUAGUCUGGGUUGGUCAUAUUAUAAUGACUCCAUUAGCAACCAGGGUGAACAUGGCUGGGAGCAAAGGGCUCUCUCUCCUGCAUGUUGACAUAACAGCCACUUCUAAGCAUAACAGAGCUUUUGCCAGGCUGAGAGCCUAGGCAGAGCCCUCAGAGCAAGAAGCUAAUGUCAACAUGUUCCCCUUGCCCACUUGUCCCUUGGGUGAACUCUACAUGGUGUCAUUCAGUCUGGUUCUUGGCUCCCCACACUGUUUUCUCAGCCUCUCAGAGCCUGAGACUCACCUCAGUACCUGGUACGGAGUACCGGUACUCAGUACCUGGUACCUGAUGGAUCCUGUAUAGUUCAGCUAGUCCCCUGAAGGAUGAGGUCCAUCAGAAUCAGGGACAUGUGAUUCCAGUAAUGUUGCUUCUGGAUCAUGUUUCUUCUCUUACUACCUCACUGCUCCUGGAGCACUAGUCUGGAUGGAUGUCUAGUGUUCACCUGCAUUUGGACUGUGUGAUUGUGCCUCAGAUAUUAGACCUCUUCCAGGUGGUGAGGUUGUUCUGUAGAAGUUCUUAGUUUGGGACAAAGAUGAAAAAGAGGAAGUCAUUGUUCUAUGUUCUCUUCUGGCCCUGGGUUUACACCAGGAAGACCGUGCCAGAAUUACCAAGUAUGAAGUAUGAAUGUCUUACCUAUGGUGAGGCUCUGCCUUCUUCCCUCUGCCUGGUUCUCCAGAAGGGAGUGGAUGGGUCAUAGCUGGAACUCCAUCUUUUCUGGGAAGGGACUCCCAUCCAGGGGAGGGUCAUGCACUCUGUGAUGCUUCCUCUGGGAGCAGCACCUAGGGACCUUUUCAGAUGCAAUGCCUGAAUAAAUGUGCAAGCGCCUUGAAGUGUGAGAACAUGUCCCCUCCCCAGCUCUCCCUGUCUGUGCUCUUGGUUGGUUGUU